CAAAUUUUAAUUUAUAGAGAAAAGAAUAUGAAAUCUCUAACCCUACUUAUCUCUAAGCCUCAAUUACAAUUUACAGCUCUCUUCCUCUCUCUAAAUCUAUCAAUUCCUGUUUUUCCAUCUUAAAAGUUAGACAAAUUUUCUCACGCUAUUUCGCAUUUGCAUCAUAAAUUUACUUUCCCCCAAUUUGAAGAACAGAUAAGAAGAGUUAAAAAGAUAAGGGUUGCACGCAAAUUCAAUCAUUUGAGAAACUGCAAACUUGGAUCUAUCAGAAAGCUUGAGACCCUUUACAUGAUGUUGGCAUUGUAGAUUUGUAGUUAACUAAAAUCAUGGGAAGUAACAGGGCAUUGAAUUGGUCUAAGAAAGUUACAACAUCACAAGUGGAACAGUUAAUUCGAGCUGAAAAGGAUUUGUCUAAGGCUAUUGCAAUUUUUGAUUCAGCAACAGCUGAGUAUAGCAAUGGCUUUAGACACGAUCGUACGACGUUUGGGCGUAUGAUUUCUAGAUUAGUCUCUGCUAAUCAGUUUAAACCAGCAGAGGAGCUGCUUAGAAGGAUGAAGGAAGAGAGGUGUGAGAUUAAUGAAGAUAUAUUCCUCUCUAUUUGUAGAGGAUAUGGUCGGGUUCAUCGGCCAUUGGAGGCCAUUCGAAUUUUCAAGAGUGCUAAAGAAUGUGAUUGGGAGCUCACUGAGAAGUCUUAUAUCACUAUAUUCUCCAUUCUUGUUGAUGAGAACCACUUAAAGAUGGCUAUGAAGUUUUACCGUUAUAUGAAGGAAAUGGGUAUUCCACCGUCUGUUGUUUCUCUUAAUGUUUUGAUCAAAGCCUUGUGUAAGAGUAGUGAGACGAUCGAUGGUGCCAUUAACAUUUUCCGUGAGAUGCCAAGUCGUGGGUGCCUUCCAGAUUCGUAUACUUAUGGUACGUUGAUUAGUGGUUUGUGUAAAUGUGGAAGAAUUGAUGAAGCAAAUGAACUUUUCAGUGAAAUGGAGAUGAAAGGUUGUUUACCCACUGUUGUUACCUACACUUCUUUGAUACAAGGCCUAUGCAAGUCUGAAAAGUUAGGUGAUGCUCUGACUUUGUUCGACAAGAUGGAAAGCAAAGACGUUAAGCCAAAUGUGUUUACUUACACUAUCUUAAUGGAUGCUCUUUGUAAGCAUGGGCGUUCCUCACAUGCCCUGAGUCUACUGGAUUUGAUGCUUUGCCAACAUCUUUCUCCAAACAUGAUUACUUAUAGUACUUUAAUUAAUGGACUUUGUAAAGAUGGAAAUCUUCGUGAAGCUUUAAAGCUUUUUGAUAGAAUGAAACUUCAAGGUCUUAAACCUGAUGUGAUACUCUAUGGUAAGAUCAUUAGUGGCUUCUCGGACUUGAGCAAGUUCCAAGAAGCUGCCAACUUCCUUGAUGAAAUGAUCCUUGCUGGAAUAUCACCCAAUAGGUUAACUUGGAGCACUCAUAUUAGAAUUCAUGCUGCUGUCAUACAAGGACUUUGUGAGACUGAUCUCAAUCGAGCAUUCCAUAUGUACAUGAGUAUGAGAACCAGGGGCCUUUCCGUUGAACCUGAAGUUUUUAAUGCUCUUAUUAACAGUUUCUGCAAGAAGAGAGACAUUGAAAAAGCAUAUCGCGUUGUUCAUGAGAUGGUUUGUGAUGGCUGUCUACCAGAUGAGGAGUUAUGGAAGGCUAUGUUAGGAGUUCUUCUUGAUCAAAGAAAGACAUUGAAGUCUAUUGAAAGCUUUCGUAUGCUGUUGGUACAGAAUGUCGAUGAGCUUGAGAAGUUGUCCGUAGAUUAAACUACCUGUACAAUUGAAUGGUGUGUAACCAGAAGUACAUAACAGUACAACAUGUUCAGAUUGUUCUCGAUUCUCAUCAAGAGUAGCUCUUGGCUUUCGAGCAUGGUCUUGAAUGAAGGAUUUUCUCCUGCAAGUGAAACAUUAGACAGGUCAGUGGAGAUCUAAACAAUAGAUGAGUGCAUUGAGGUCGCGGCAAGCUGAGAUUAGUCACGGCAGAAAUAAACAUGCUUAAGACAUGACAUGCAAUUGAUCAAUUAGAAGUUAAGGGGAAGCCGAUUCCAUGGCGCUGUGUAGGGAACACUACAAACAGCAUACUGGAAAGGACUCCUAUUCCAAUCGGCAGUGCUGUUAGAAUCUCUUGAGUCUCUUUUGAUGGCGUUGGAUAUAAGCACUGAACCGUGUUCUUGUCAAAUAAGGCAAUUGCUGCAAAGACAAAUACUGACAUGAAAGCAUGCAGAAAAUCUAUGAACCGGAGACGGUACUUGGCAGCGAGCUCAGGUGGGAGUGUUGCUAACCCAUCUAUCACCCAUAGACCCUUGAAAGUGGCAAACCCAUAGUAAAUCUUUCCAUCGUCAUCCUUGAAGCAGUCAGUGAAGCUGAGUAGGAAAGAUGACAACCCACAAAGAGCAAUUAGGAUGGAAGUCAUUGUUUGGCUCACUGAAUCACAUUCACCCUGGUUUGUGAAAAUUGGUGCGAGAAGCUGGAAGGCCAUAACUGUUCCAGUUGGUAGUAACUUGGCCAAGUGAGCCGUGCUCUGAAAUGUCUGGCUAAUGGCUUGCUGUAUUGGAUUUCUGUCCACUGUAUCAGGUGUAUCUUGGAGUAGGGGAAGCUUUUGCUCAUCGUCAAUUUGUUGAACUUCCUCUUUGACAGCAAUUGCAUUGGCAUCCAUGGCUUGUCUUUCUUUCUUGAUUUCUUUUGAUCGCUCUAUCUUCUGUUUUUUACAGGUCAUUGAGAGGCUGACUGUCUUAUAGAAGGAGAAAUAUGGCAGGCUCUGCAUUGAGUAGAGCAAAAGGGAUGUGAUGGCAGCUUAGUCAUGCCUUGCAAGAAAGAGGAAUCUGAGUUGCAUUUGAGGUCUUUCUUUCCCUUGAGUGAAUAGCGGGAAUCGAACCCGCGUCUUCUCCUUGGCAAAGAGAAAUUUUAACAUUCGACUAUAUCCGCAUUUUUCCUUCUUGAGAAGGAAUAUCUUUAUUCCAAAAUUGCUCCUUUUUUUAUAGUUGGAAAACUCAAAGCAUCUCUGGAUAUUACCCAUUAUAAGGAGAAAUACUGUCAAGAUUGGGUAAAUUGGAGAUAAUGAGAGAGAAAUGUGUAAAUCAUGCUUUAUUUAUGAAUCAGAAUGUAAUGUAUAACUAGUUUUUUUUUUCCGGCAAUGCCCGAGUUAUUAAUGAUUUCAUGUUAGACAAAUCAUCUAAUAUUAGCAUAGUUUAUUGAUUAGAACUUUAAUAUAUUAACUUGAAAUUAUGUAUUCACUUGGUCCAAUUUUAUAUGUAGCAUAUAUCUAUUUUUUAA
Molecule: messenger RNA, 3281 nt
Organism: Beta vulgaris subsp. vulgaris (sugar beet)
Lineage: Eukaryota; Viridiplantae; Streptophyta; Magnoliopsida; Caryophyllales; Amaranthaceae
Product: pentatricopeptide repeat-containing protein At5g46100
Exons: 4
Coding region: 327-1775 (482 amino acids)
Molecular function (GO): protein binding
Source: RefSeq, a predicted model, not a curated record